Messenger RNA from Arthroderma uncinatum, 1878 nucleotides. RefSeq lists its product as uncharacterized. NCBI's taxonomy places the organism in Eukaryota, Fungi, Ascomycota, Eurotiomycetes, Onygenales, Arthrodermataceae. The record is from RefSeq and is a predicted model, not a curated record. The coding region runs from base 1 to 1878 and encodes 625 amino acids. The transcript has a single exon.
AUGGAACCGUCCACGGCUGCUCCCCGCGGGCCCUCGUCCGUUACUUCGUCACGCCGGUCGAGACGCCAUCAUCGCUUCGGAAGCCGUUCUCACGCCGGUGGUUCAUCCCACCAGCAGCUCAACGAGUUCCCCGUAUUCUCCGCGACGGGAGACGUGGAGAUAGUGAUUCGCGCCGCAGAUCAGGAGCGCCGGUACCUGCUGCACCGACUGAUACUGGCGCAAAACUCGGGCUUCUUCGAGGCUUCUACGAGUGACGAGUGGUCGAGUGUGCAGGCACAACGCGAGAUCACCGCUGCUGUCACCGCUGCUACCUCGAACAGAGCCGGAGGAGCGGAUGCGUCUGCUCAGUCGCCGUUAGAGGUCGUGUACGAGCUUGGUGAGAACAAUGACGAUAACGACGAGGAGGAGGAUGGCCCUCGGACCAGCGUCGAAUCCAGACGAUCGUUGACAGUUCGCACGGGUAUCCCACCGGCAAAGACGAGAUGGAGAUAUGAGCUAGACUGGGACAACAGAGAAGGGGAUGAAGUGCCUAUUCUCGUGCAAAAGGUACAGUCUUCUGCCCUGGCCGUUGGGAUAUACAACAUGCUAACGCGCAUACCGGAAAAGCCCCCCAGCAAUAGCAACUCGGUCUUUGGACAGGCUGCACAGCAGUCACAUCCGCCACUGCCAACUCGAAACAAGCCUCUAGCUCCCCAGCAAGGGUUCUUUCGAUCGAUGGCAAACCUGUCUGGGAUUCAGUCAGCCCUUCACCUGCCUCUUGCAACUCAGUCUGAGGAGACAACGCCUGUCGACCCUACAAUCCGUGACUACGAUAACCUCUUUCGAAUCUUCUACAACUAUGCGCCGCAGCUGAACCCGCAUAAUAUCACCAUAGCAUACUCCCAAUGCAAGUCGUUAAUCGCGCUGGCUGAUAUGUACGAUGCCUUGACCGUCACCGGCCCUCGAGUGGACUAUCAUUUAUUGCGCUUCUCCUCUUCACUUUACAAGCAUAUCGCGAAAUUUCCAGCAAGUUACAUCAAGCUUGGCUAUCAGGCUCGCAGUCGUGUUAUUUUUACAGAGGCUCUUAUUCAUAUUGUGGGUGACUGGCCUGUCUCCUUGCCCCUUGUUGGCCGAGACCAUAAAUCGCCACUCCCAGACACGGUGCUAGAUCUUAUAGAAGACAAAGUCGAAGAUCUACAAGAUGCAAUUAGAAGGGCAGAGUCGAAGCUCUUCCGGCUUACACUGACGACCUCGCGUGGGGAACGAGUUAGCCCAUUCAAUAACUACCUGGACUGGUUGGCAGUCUCACUAUUCCGGCAAUGGCUGGUCGAUAAUACCACUCCCCCUCCGCCUCCUAUAUUGAAGGCCCAGCCUACACUGCCAACCCGCACCCAAAGAGAUGGUAGGAGUGGUAACCCUUCAGCUUCUACCCGCAAUGUAUCCGUUGUUGGCAGCAGUGGCGGCGGCGGACGCCAUCAUAAUACUUCCAACUCUACCUCCUCACGUCGAUCAACCAGCAACACCGCUACCGGCCGCCCUUCUACUGGAAAUUCAACUACCAACGGGGAUGAAGCCAGCCCCCAGAUCCCGUUCUGUAUUGGUCGAACAUACAGACUCAUUGGGUCUUCCAAUUCGCAGGCAUAUCUGACCCAUGAUGAAAUCAAACGCUUCCUCAAACUGCAUCCAACCUCUUACUCCCGUGAGAAUCUGAAGCGAUUCGAGAGCAAAAUGGACGAACUUAAGCGAUUGGCAAAGGAAAUUGUGAAACCGCUGAUGCGAAACUUUCUCGAGCUGGACUUGAAAAGUACUGGUGGCGAAGGUGAUGCGUCGUCUUCUAGGUCAUUAGUGACCUAUUUGACUUGUACAAGAAUCGAGGAAGCUGAUCUUCCUUGGUAUUGA